Monopterus albus (swamp eel) is the source of this 2337-nucleotide messenger RNA. RefSeq names its product RNA polymerase II associated protein 2 (gene rpap2). The record is from RefSeq and is a predicted model, not a curated record. Gene Ontology annotation, cellular component: nucleus; cytoplasm. Gene Ontology annotation, molecular function: RNA polymerase II CTD heptapeptide repeat phosphatase activity; RNA polymerase core enzyme binding. The transcript is spliced from 12 exons. The coding region runs from base 90 to 2051 and encodes 653 amino acids. NCBI's taxonomy places the organism in Eukaryota, Metazoa, Chordata, Actinopteri, Synbranchiformes, Synbranchidae.
AGCGCGCUAACGACUGGAAUGUGCUUUUCGGCUUGCCGUAGAACCACAACUUUAUACGUCACCGGUCAAAGUUGAAAAUCAAAAAACAAAUGGAGACGAAGGAGAAAAGAAGGAGCGGAGGCUCGUCUAAACGCCUUAAAAAAGGUGGGAAAUGCACCAAAGCACUGACCGACGAAGAAGAGGAAAAAAGGAGAGAGGACUUGAGAGAGAAGCUGAGGGAGAAGUUGGAGCUGGAGAAAAGUUCCCUGAAAGUGGUCGAGCGUCUCCUGGAGGACAGCGUGGCUGCAGACUUCCUGGUGGACUGUGCAAAGUUCAUCACUACAGAUAAUUACAAAGAUGCUGUAGAGGAGAGAUUUAUUGCUAAACUUUGUGGUUAUCCCCUAUGCCCGAAUAAACUGGGCAAGAUCCCUUCUCAACAAUAUAAAAUUUCUACUAAGACCAACAAAGUGUACGACAUCACUGAACGCAAGUGUUUUUGCAGUAACUUCUGCUACAAAGCCUCCAAAACAUUUGAGCUACAAAUAUCACCAACACCCCUUUGGCUCAGGCACCAUGAGAGCCCUCCAGAAAUUACACUGAUGAAGAAAAGAGAUGGUGGGAGCUCUGGUGAGGAGGUGAUGCUGUCAAAGAGGUGGCUCCAUGAGGAGUAUGUAGAGAACCCGCUGGCUACUCUACCCAAAGACCCUCAUGGCUCUCAGCUGAGCUCUGCUGUAGCUGACCUCACACACAGUGAUGGCAGCGAUGUUGAACCGGAGCAGGACUUUGUCUCCAGUGUGGUCUCCCAGAGGCAGGGGCCCAGGGUGCACUGGGGUGACCUGCCUAAACGCACAGAUGAAGACAAGAAAGGAGAACGAGGGAAGGAAGAGAGGAGAAAGAAACAGAGGGGAGAAGGAGAUGAAGAGGAGACUGAGCAUAAUCAAAGUCAGGACACAGAAAAGGAGGUAAAUGUGAGAGAAGAUGAGCAAAGGAAGGAAACGGAUGCUGAAAAACCCAGCCAGCUUCAUGUAGUGCAUACUAACCUGGCACUGCUAGAGGAGAAAGACUUGCUUGAGGAACUGAGUGUGGAGGCUACAGCUCAACUGAAAGUGUGCAGUUUAUCUGAGACACUCACUCACAGCACUUCCAUGCCUGUUGGCUCAGCAAGCACACAAGCAGAACACACAACUCCGCUCACUCACAACACGACAUUACCACAGCAGCCGGGUCUCAACAUCACCCAGGCGCAUAUGAGCAAGAGAGGGGCAGCAAGGCUACGAGACCUGCUCAAGAACCACCCUCCUGCACCCAAACCAGACUCCGUCCAGCUCAACAUUCUCGAAUGCUUGACAAGAACUUUGAAGGAAUGGUGCACUGAUGAGACCCUGAAGUUCCUGUAUGGCGCAGAUCAUUCACUGGGCUCUCACUUGGCUCAUGUAAGAGAAGAAGAAGGGGAGGUGGAGGAGGAGUUAGAUGAAGAUGACCUUGAGGAUGAGGUGACAGUGGAGGACAGAGGUGGGCUUAAUGAUGGGGUGCAAAAGAGACCAUCAGCUGCUCCACCAGACUACGAGACACUGCACAAGGAGACCCAGCAGCUGGAGCUCAGGGUCAGGGAGUUUUAUAAGGGGACCUGGAUUCUGUCUGAGGAAGUAGAGGAGCUGAAUGGAAACAAGGUGACAGUCCAGGACCAGUGCAUGAAGGACCCAGUUCUGCCCCUUGUUGACUCUUGUGCUCAGCACCUCAUCCAGAAACGAAUCACAGUGGACAAGAUCAGCAGCUGUCUCAGAAACAUUGUGGGUUCGUUGCAUCUCACCAUGAGCAACGUAUCAACCGACCUGAAUAAUCUGGUCAGGACAUUCAGAUUCACCAACACAAACGUCAUCCACAAAACUCCAGAGUGGACCCUCAUAGCUGUGGUGCUUCUCCAUCUGUUGUCAGAGGUGUCUCCGGUGGUGCAAGAGGCCUUGAAGACGCCGGCAUCAGUGGAGUAUUUGAGCACACUGAUGGAUGAGCUGGGUUUACAGGAGCAGGAUCUACUGAACCUAGUGCAGCUUUUUAAAACCCCACCACAGUGACACACACACACACACACACACACACACAUGGUCAACCAUGGCCAUGUGAGCAAUAAAUAUAGAUUCAGCCUAAGUAUGUGGGUAUCAGACGUUUUCUGUAAUGUGCAUUUUCACAAAUUCAGUCCCAACACAAACAUCUAGGGUGUAGGAGUGGAGGCUGUUGAUGCAGCAGCAUUACUGUAUGCACACAGUCUGUGGUGAGAUAGGCACAAAUCAGAUCUUUGAAGUUUUAGAGCUGUUGUAGUUUAACCUCUGCAAGGCCAAAUAAAUCACACCCAGCUUUUCC